UCACGUGACUCCUUAUUUAGAUACUGGUUCGUCAGACAGAAAAUGGCUACGGGAUUUGUGAAUAAUGAUGUCGAAGGCUCUCAAAUUGAAAUGGUUCGCGAUAGGGAAAUUAUUGAUAAUACUGAUUCUAUAAAAUUAAAUGAAGCAGUUACAAAAGAAUCGAAAGAUGUACCCUUAGAACCAUUAAAUACACCUUGGACAUUUUGGAUCGACAGAUCUGUUCGUGGUACAACUGUUAAGCAAUAUGAAUCAUCAUUAACAAAAAUUUACACAGUGGACACAGUUCAGGGUUUCUGGAGUGUAUACAACCAUAUCCCUGAACCAUCAAAAUUAAAUAUUCGAUAUAGUUAUCAUCUUAUGAGAUCACAACGCAGACCUGUUUGGGAAGAUGAGGAAAAUAGUGAAGGUGGUAGUUGGACAUUUAAAUGUAAGAAGCAAGACACAGUAAGUUUUAAUUUUUCAUUACCGUUUAUGUUUUAUCUAAAUUUGCAUUCAGUGUUUGGACAAUGCUCUACAUUCAACAUAAGAUAGAACAAAACAAUGAGA
Physella acuta is the source of this 546-nucleotide messenger RNA. Its product is annotated as eukaryotic translation initiation factor 4E type 3. Lineage: Eukaryota; Metazoa; Mollusca; Gastropoda; Physidae. The record is from RefSeq and is a predicted model, not a curated record. Gene Ontology annotation, molecular function: translation initiation factor activity; RNA 7-methylguanosine cap binding. Gene Ontology annotation, cellular component: eukaryotic translation initiation factor 4F complex. Gene Ontology annotation, biological process: translational initiation.